Molecule: messenger RNA, 1497 nt
Organism: Exserohilum turcica Et28A
Lineage: Eukaryota; Fungi; Ascomycota; Dothideomycetes; Pleosporales; Pleosporaceae
Exons: 4
Coding region: 1-1497 (498 amino acids)
Molecular function (GO): oxidoreductase activity, acting on paired donors, with incorporation or reduction of molecular oxygen; monooxygenase activity; iron ion binding
Source: RefSeq, a predicted model, not a curated record
AUGGCGCCUCGCUACGGGGCAUCCCAUCUCUUGCAGAAAUAUCGCUUCUGUUACACCGGUUUUUUCUACUUACUGGCAUACAUCGUUGGUCUCUACAUUAUUUAUAUUCUUGCAAGCAUUGUAUAUGAACUAUAUUUCAGUCCUCUUAGCAAAAUACCGGGGCGUAAAUCGUGGAUUGCCUUCCCGCUUCUGCGCCAUGUAGCUGCUUUGAGAGGAAACCUGGACAGCGAAAUUCUCGACAUACAUGAAAAAUACGGGGAUAUUGUUCGGCUUGGCCCAAACGAAGUCUCAUUUACUACUGCAGACGCAUGGCAAGACAUAUUUGGCCACGGGCAUCGCCAGCUACCGAAAGCUCUCGCCUAUGGCUUUUCCGACAAGGCCUUGCGUCAACAGGAGCCGCUAAUCAAAGUCUAUGUGGACUUACUCAUCGAAAAGCUGAAGGACGUUGCUUCUUCCACCUCGAAAACCGACAUGGUCCGAUGGUACAAUCUCACUACCUUUGAUGUGAUCGGCGACCUCUCCUUUGGGCAGUCGUUCGGAGGACUGCAGAACACCGACAUGCAUGAAUGGAUCACCAAUAUUUUUUUGUUCACGAAGUUUGGGAUGUUCACAAGACUGGCAAAUGCUUAUCCCCUCAUUGGUGCCGUGAUCUCCAUCUUUACGCCGAAGUUUCUUUUCGAAGCUGGCAAGAGGCAGGAGUCUUUCGCACGGAUUACGGUUACAAAACGUAUCAACAACACUCAGCAACAUGGCCGUAGCGACUUCGUGGACUCAAUGUUACGGCAUAAAGGCGACGGAGACGAGCUUUCAUUUGAGGAAAUUGUCUCGAAUGCUAACGCACUCAUCUUUGCUGGCUCAGAAACGACAGCUACACUACUUUCAGGCGCAACCUACUGGCUUUUGAAAACGCCGCAAGCGCUCAAGAAGGCCAUUGACGAAGUACGCACACAGUUUGAGACUGAAGAGGAGAUUACUUUCAUUUCGACUGCGAACAAAUUGCCAUACAUGGUUGCCUGUCUAGAAGAAGCUCUGCGAAUAUAUCCGCCUGUUGCGACCCAACUCCCGCGUCGCACUCUCCCUGGAGCGCCCACCAGAAUUUCAGACAUUGAAGUACCUCCAAACACGACCGUCAGUGUCCAUCAGUUGUCCACAUACUGGUCCCCUCGCAACUUCCAUGAGCCCUUGUCCUUCCAUCCGGAGCGCUGGCUGCGUGAGGCUGCAACCAAUCCUACUUCGGCAUUCUACAAUGUCAUUCGUGCUGCCCGACAACCUUUCCAUGUAGGUCCGCGAAACUGUGUUGGCCGCAAUCUAGCAUACAACGAGAUGCGCGUGAUUCUUGCGCGGGUGCUGUGGAAUUUCGAUCUGGAAUUAUGUAAAGAGAGCGAAAACUGGCAUAAUCAAAAACCUUAUGUAGUAUGGGCGAAGAAAGCUUUAUGGGUGAAGUUGAACUUCAUGCUUCAACUGACCUGGUCCGCAGAGAUUCUUAGCGCUACUUAG